Molecule: messenger RNA, 1221 nt
Organism: Loa loa (African eye worm)
Lineage: Eukaryota; Metazoa; Nematoda; Chromadorea; Rhabditida; Onchocercidae
Exons: 8
Coding region: 1-1221 (406 amino acids)
Cellular component (GO): extracellular region
Molecular function (GO): chitin binding
Source: RefSeq, a predicted model, not a curated record
AUGAAAUCAGAAGGAAAUAACGUAGACAAUAGUGAGGGUGAUAGCAUCCGCUCUUCAGUGAUUUGGCGUAGUAUUAUCGGUGAUAUUUGCCAAUUAUCAUCUCAUCCACGACCAACGACUGAUCCAAACAAAUACGUCGAAUGCGUAUUCCAAGCCGAAAAUGCUGGAAAUCGCACUGAUCUUGGCAUUUGGAUAUCAAAGGAUUGCCCGAUUGGAUAUCAUUUCGUAGCAUCAGCUCGAGAAUGUGAAGUUAUUGAAUUUAUCAAGAGUCGACAGCAGCUGUGCGACGGGCCCAGUGCUGAAAAAUACAAAUUCUGCCCUCAGCUGAGAAAUCGGUUAAAGUAUAUGGUGAAAAGAACAGAACAACAAAAGGAGCAAUGCUCGUGUUCCGUGUAUGGAGAGAAUUGUAAAUGCCCGAAAGUUAUAAUCAUUGAACUUGUCACACACAAUGAAGUUAUGAAUGGAGGGAACAUAUCAAAGAUCCGCCAAGCUCGUCAGGCGGUCUGUCAAGGUCAACGAGGAUGCAUGAUCUCUGGUGGAAAUUGCGACGACUGUUCAAAUUCAGAUAGUGUAUGUAUCUGCGGUCCAUCAGGUUCAACUUCUUUGUCCGGUGUCACUAGACUUCUAAGUAUGCAAAUCCCAGAAGGCUGUCAGUUUCUAAGAAAUGGACAACUGUAUUGCCCACAGAUACAGGGAGAGGCAGGAAAAGAACAGCAUUCAGCUAUGAUUGGACCGCAACCAUGUGCCAUAGCAGUUGGACAAAGUGACAAGAAUGCUAGAUAUCAGGGAAUUUGUUCAUGGAUGAUCGAACCGCUUGUUGUUGAUCCAGAAAAUCCAUCACAUUUUCUGCAGUGCCAGCCGGCACCGAAUAGCUUGUAUUGCGGGAGAUGGCAACGUAUGCCUUGCGAACCAGGCCUCAUCUUCAAUGCUAUACUGCAGGUUUGCGUAUGGAAUCCCAGAGUGCAACCAGAGAAAAUACCAACAAUAACCCAUAGCCCAAGUAUUAUUGCAACGUACGCAUCAAUAACGCAGCUACCACAUGCUUCAACUGGAUAUCUGAUGUCCCCUCUUCCGGUAGUUCCUCGACAUGAUGCAAACACACAGUGCACUUGUCAUAUUGGUGUGCAGAUUGGUUCUUGUGGUCCUAAUGGUCAGUGUCCAGGCCAAUCUAUCUGCACAAGUAACCAGAUAGCUGGACAGAGAUCUGUAAGCAAUUUCUAG